Molecule: messenger RNA, 4860 nt
Organism: Octopus bimaculoides (California two-spot octopus)
Lineage: Eukaryota; Metazoa; Mollusca; Cephalopoda; Octopoda; Octopodidae
Biological process (GO): regulation of transcription by RNA polymerase II
Cellular component (GO): nucleus
Molecular function (GO): DNA-binding transcription factor activity, RNA polymerase II-specific
Source: RefSeq, a predicted model, not a curated record
UCAGUAAAUUCAGGAACGUUGCAAACAUGUUUACGUUGCCUUGGUAAUUAACUCCGCUAAUUAAUUAAUUACACAGGUUGAUCAUUAGAAGUAUGAUAAAUAUAGUUUAUCAAUUUGCCUUCCUUCGAUAUAGCUCUCAUUAUUACAUUUUAUAAUUGCAUAAUUAGAAUACCAGAUGACAUUGCAGAUUAAAAGAUGGCUUGUAUCACCAUUUAUCAUCUUUUAAAUAUUACACAUCAUCAACAAUGUGACUCACGAGAGAUAUAACCCUGUGGUGAAUGGUUAAUCCAUAUUACUCCUUAAGGAGCAUAAAGUUGGUUUCCUGGUUUCUUUGGUGUACAUAUUCCUCCCUGGAGGGAUACCAGUUCAUUGCAGGGUAACUCAGUUUUAUCAGCUGAGUGAACAAUUUGGAAUGAAAUGUUUUACUCAUGGACAAAUUUGUUGUGAAUGACUGUGAAAUAUUUCUUCUGCAGAAUUUAUGAAAUGAUUUUAUAUUCUUAAUUGGAAAAAUUUACUACAGAGUUUGCAGUAUAUUUGGAUAUCAAGAAAGAUCACAUUAGUGGGAAAUAACUGGCACUCCAUCUGUUACUAUGACGAGAAUUCCAGUUGAUCCGAUCAACGCAACACCCUGUUUAUAAAAUCGAUGUGCAAGUGGCUGAGCAAUCCACAGACACGUGACCCCUUAAUGUAGUUCUCAGGGAGAUUCAGAAUGUGACAAGGCUGCCAGCCCUUUGAAAUACAGGUACAACUCAUUUUUUCCAGCUGAUUGGACUGGAGCAAUAUGAAGCAAAGUGUCUUGCUCAAGGAUACAAUGCACCACUAGGAAUCAAACUUAUGAGCUGAAUGCCCUAACCACUGAGCCAUGCACCUCCACGUCUUUGGAAAGAAUAGCAGAUGAAAUAUUUAAGAUAUAAAAACGGAAUGAUUAGAAAACAUCCAUGUAUUUUUGGGAAAUACGAAAAGCUAUGGAAAAUGAAUUGUGUAUGAAUGAGGUUAAAUGUACAGUAAAAACAAUGGAUUCUUCUGAUGAUAUAACAAAAAAGAAAGGUAAAACGUCCUACCACUGUGACAUCUGUGGUAAACUGUUCUCCCAAAAAUUUCACCUCACAACUCACAGACGUACUCACACAGGAGAAGAACCAUUUCACUGCGACAUCUGUGGUAAAUCGUUCUCUCAGAAAUGCAAUUUAACUACUCACAAACACAUCCAUACAGGAGAAAAACCAUAUCAGUGUGAUAUUUGUGGUACAUUUUUCUCUCAUAAUUCACGUUUAACUACUCAUAAACAUAUUCAUACAGGAGAGAAACCAUAUCACUGUGAUAUCUGUGGCAAGUCAUUCACUCAGAAAUGCAAUUUAACUUCUCACAAAAACAUUCAUACAGGAGAAAAACCAUAUCACUGUGACAUCUGUGGUAAAUUCUUCUCUUGUAAUGAAAACUUGAUUUAUCAUAAACGUGUUCAUUCUGGAGAAAAGCGAUACCACUGUGAUAUCUGUGGUAAGUUGUUCUCUCUUAAUGUGCACUUAACUAACCACAAACGCACUCAUACAAGAGAAAAACCAUAUCACUGUGAUAUCUGCGGUAAAACAUUCUCUGUAAUUGGCCAUGUAACUAAUCACAAACGAAUCCAUACUGGUGAAAAACCAUACCACUGUGAUAUCUGUAGUAAAUCAUUCUCUGAAAGAAGUAACUUAACAAGACAUGAACGCAUUCAUACAGGAGAGAAACCAUAUUACUGUGAUAUCUGCAAUAAAUCAUUCUCCGACAGAAGUGCCUUAACCAAACAUAAACAUAUUCAUACAGCCGAGAAACCGUAUCACUGUGAUAUCUGUGGUAAGACAUUCUCUGAAAAUAAUGGUUUAACAAAACACAAACGUAUUCAUACAGGAGAGAUGCCUUAUCAUUGUGAUAUCUGUAGUAAAUCAUUCUCUCAAAGUAAUUAUUUAACAAGACAUAAAUGCAUUCAUACAGGAGAGAAACCAUAUUACUGUGAUAUCUGCAAUAAAUCAUUCUCGCAAAGUAGUAACCUGGCUAAACACAAACAUAUUCAUACAGGAGAGAAACCGUAUCACUGUGAUAUUUGUAGUAAAUCAUUCUCGCAAAGUAGUAACCUGGCUACACACAAACGUAUUCAUACUGGUGAGAAGCCAUAUCACUGUGAUAUCUGUGGUCAGUCAUUCUCUGGUGACUUGACUAACCACAAACGUACUCAUACAGGAGAAAAACCAUAUCACUGUGAUAUCUGUGGUAAAUCAUUCCCUAGAAAUGAUGAUCUCUCUAAACAUAAACGUACUCACACAGGAGAAAAACCAUAUCACUGUGAUAUCUGUGGUAAAUCAUUCUCUGGUGACUUGACUAACCACAAACGCACUCAUACAGGAGAAAAACCAUAUCACUGCGAUAUCUGCGGUAAAACAUUCUCUGUAGUUGGCCAUGUAACUAAUCACAAACGAAUCCAUACUGGCGAAAAACCAUACCACUGUGAUAUCUGUAGUAAAUCAUUCUCUGAAAGAAGUAACUUAACAAGACAUGAACGCAUUCAUACAGGAGAGAAACCAUAUUACUGUGAUAUCUGCAAUAAAUCAUUCUCCGACAGAAGUGCCUUAACCAAACACAAACAUAUUCAUACAGGAGAGAAGCCAUACCACUGUGAUAUCUGUGGUAAGACAUUCUUUCAAAGUAGUAACCUGGCUAAACACAAACGUACUCAUACAGGAGAAAAGCCAUAUCACUGUGAUAUCUGUGGUCUGUCAUUCUCUGGUGACUUGACUAAGCACAAACGUACUCAUACAGGAGAAAAACCAUAUCACUGUGAUAUCUGUGGUAAAUCAUUCUCCAAAUCUGGUUAUUUGAUUAUACACAAGCGUACUCAUACAGGAGAAAAACCAUACCACUGUGAUAUCUGUGGUAAAUCAUUUUCUCAAACUAGUAAUUUAAGUCAACACAAACGUACUCAUACAGGAGAAAAGCCACAUCAAUGUGAUAUCUGUGGUAAAUCAUUCUCUCAAAGUAGUGAUUUAACUAAACAUGAAGUUGUUCACAUAUAACAGUAACUGCAUUCUAUAUACACAGAUAUUACUAAUCCCCUACAACAGAAAGAAUAAAUUUUCAAGUUUUAUUUCUAUUUUAUUGACUACUAGCAGAGAUACCCGGCGUUGCCAGUAUUACAUGCAAUUGAAGAAUGAGAAUUUUCUAUAAUAUUUUCUGUAAGGAACUGGAAUACAUUUGAUUUGAAUUUCAUGAAAAUUGUACAUGAGGGUUCUUUCCCUCUCUACACACCCUAAAAAAAUUCUAAUCAUGAGACACGUAUCCCAUACUAUUGAUACUAUGAAUUUUCAUGGGAGUUAUGGCCGUUAUGCAUAGAAUAUAAUUUCCAAAUUUCAUAAAGAUCCAUUCAGUACUUUUGACGUAGUUUUGGAUAAGAAAACAAAUGACUAAUGUGUGAUGGGUGUAUAUAUGUAUAGAUAUCUGUAUGCAUGUAUAUGUGUACAUAUUACAUGUACAUCUAUAUAUAUACAUCUACACAUUUGUAUGCAUAUAGAUCUAUAUCUAUACAUAUACGUGUACAUAUACAUCUAUAUGUAUACAUAUACAUCUCUCUCUAUAUAUAUAAGUAUAUAUACACCAUUAAAGUGAAAGUAUCUGUCAAUACAGUAUCGAAAUGUGAUUGUUUCAGUUAGUGGAAUAGUUUCAUUUUUAAAGUGAAAGUAUUUGACAUGAGUGUUUUUGUUUCACUUUUGACACGUAAUACUUAAAUAAUGGGAGAGAUAUUGUUGCUGUGGGCUUGAACUAUGCAAGAAGUUAAAAAUUUUUUUUAACUAAAACACAACCGGGACCCUAAGUAAGGCAUGUGUAAAAUUUGAAUGAAAUUGGUUGUGUAGUUCUCGAGUUUUAGGGAUUCACACAGACAGAUAGACAGACACACAUUCUCAUUUUUAUAUAUAUAUAGAUUGCAGUCUUCAGGAUGUUUUUGCAUUUUAUAUGUUCCAGUUGAUCCGAUCAACGGAACAGCCUGCUCGUGAAAUGAACGUGUAAGUGGCUGAGCACUCCACAGACACGUGUACCCUCAACGUAGUUCUCAGGGAUAUUCAGCGUGACACAGUGUGACAAGGCUGACCCUUUGAAUUACAGGCACAACAGAAACAGGAAGUAAGAGUGAGAGAAAGUUGUGACGGAAGAGUACAGCAGGGUUUGCCACCAUCCCCUGCCGGAGCCUCGUGGAGCUUUAGGUGAUUUCGCUCAAUAAACACUCACAAGGCCCUGUCUGGGAAUCGAAACCGCGAUCCUAUGACUGCAAGUCUGCUGCCCUAAAUAAUCAUACACAAACACACAUACACUCGCUCAGAUAUAUAAAUAUAUUUUAGACAAAUACACAUACACAAAUAUUCACAUUCCUCCCCUUUACACACACACACACACACACAUAUACUCACACAGAGUUGAAGCACUGAUUUUUGUUUCACCAUUGACUUUUUACCAUCCCACUUCCAUCAGUGGAUCACCCCUUCCUUUCUCAUUCAUAUAUUGUAUCUGAGAAAUACAGAGUUAUUAUAGUAGAAGAUACCUGAUGCUCUUCUUACCACUUCCUCUCUCUCAUUGCUAAUACUUUCUCUCACUCCUUCUCAGUCAUGGCUAUUACUCUCACUACUUCUCCUUGACUGAAUUACUAUUUCUUCUCCUCUCCCCUCACCAUUUACUCCUACUCCAUGAUUUUGGAGAAAUAUAUAUAUAUAUAUAUAUAUAUAUAAUAAUAAUAAUAAUAUUAGGGACAAAAUCCAAAAUUACAGGUAAAAACUCAAUUAAAAUCAAUUUAUAAAAAAUUAAAAUUAAAUUGAGCUUUAUAGAUAAAAUAUAUAUAUA